Molecule: messenger RNA, 927 nt
Organism: Endocarpon pusillum Z07020
Lineage: Eukaryota; Fungi; Ascomycota; Eurotiomycetes; Verrucariales; Verrucariaceae
Exons: 1
Coding region: 1-927 (308 amino acids)
Biological process (GO): maturation of SSU-rRNA from tricistronic rRNA transcript (SSU-rRNA, 5.8S rRNA, LSU-rRNA)
Cellular component (GO): nucleolus
Source: RefSeq, a predicted model, not a curated record
AUGCGCUCGGGUGUCUCACUCUCCACCGUUCUCACUCAAGCCCUCCAUACAAACGACAACAACCUUCUCGAAUCAUGUUUCCACAAUACCGACACCCAAAUCAUCCGAUCCACCGUGCAACGCUUAGACUCGAAAUUGGCGGGGAUCCUGAUACAGAAGCUCGCGGAGCGCCUAUCGGGUCGACCGGGACGAUAUGGGCAUCUUCUGGUGUGGGUACAAUGGAUCUGCGUCGCGCAUGGGGGCGCCAUUGGUGGUCAACCUGAUGUUAUAAAUAAGAUCAAAACUCUGUAUGGGGUACUCAAUCAGCGGUCGAAAACGCUGGACUCUUUACUGCUGCUUAAGGGGAAGCUGGACAUGCUAGAUGCGCAAUUGGGGUUGAGGAAACAGCUGUUAAGCGAAGGAGGUCCAGUCAGGAAUCCGGACGAGGGCCAUGUCAUUUACAUCGAGGGUGAAGAGGAGGGCAGCAACAGCGACGAGGAGGAGGAUGUCGUCAAUGGUGAUACUAGGGCUGCUUUAACCGCGGAAAGUGGAGCAAGGAAGAAGAACCUCCAUGAAUUGAUACCAGUGGACGAGGAGGGGUCCGAAGAUGACGAAGACAUGCCCAUGACCAACGGGAUCGUCGCUGAGUACGAUGGCUCAGAACUCGAUUCCGAGGACGAGGAUGAAGAAGCUCCCAUCCUGCAACGCAAAGGAGGUAUAGUGGACGACGAAGCUGAAGAAAGUGACGAGGACAGCCAUCCAAGUGAUCGGGAAGAUGACACGUCGGAAGAGGAAGACGUAAGUGAAGCUGGUGAAGAGGACUCGGAAAUGGACGAUUUCAUCGACGAUGGCCCGAUCGCGGAAGAUGAUCAGGAGUCGGCCUCUGAAAUAUCAAUAGAUAAGACGCCGGAAAAGCCGCCAGUCAAGGUACAGAGGCAGCAUCGAUGA